AUUGCAAAUUCAAUGUCAAAAAAAUCUCGACAUUUGUCCGUGUGUGUGAAGGAUGUCAGUUCCUUAUAAAUUCAUAAUAUUUCACAGGCAUUAAGUCGUUUUUGUUUUUAAAUACCAGGAGGGACGUUACUUCCGCUUCAGCGUCUGGCGUUUUUUUAUUUUCUGGAAUUUUCAGCUUCGCCCUCGGCUUUGCACGCAUUCAAACUGAACAGACGACUUUGAUUAACUUGCGCCUCCAUGCAACAACUUCCUGCAGGGGAGUUGUUACUUUUAGUAGUCUGGGAGUGGCCGUGUCUACCAGACACUUUGGAUCCUCAUACGGGACGGGUGAGUUGAGCAGGAACACAUGCUGAUGCAACAUGGCUCCACAUCCCAUUGUCCAGGCCAUCAUUGACUUCACAGCAGGAGCAGCAGGCGGCACGGCUUGCGUUCUCAGCGGGCAGCCACUGGACACCACCAAGGUGAAGAUGCAGACAUUUCCCACCAUGUACCGAGGAUUCACUCACUGCUUGGUGUCCACCUUCAGACAAGUGGGGGUGCGCGGCCUCUACAAGGGCACCACCCCGGCUCUGGUAGCCAACAUCUGCGAGAACUCGGUGCUCUUUGUGAGCUACGGGUUCUGCCAGGACCUGGUCCGCUCCUUGGCCAGCGUAGAUGAACUCAGCGAUGUCCAGAAGGCCUUCUCCGGGUCCCUGGCCUCCAUCUUCUCCUCCCUGGUGCUUUGCCCUACCGAGCUGGUCAAAUGUCGCCUGCAGGCCAUGUAUGAGAUGGAAGCCUCCGGCAAGAUCGCCACAGGACAGAAAAGAGUUUGGACGGUGGUGAAGUCGGUGAUGGAGACAAACGGUCCACUGGGCUUCUACCAAGGUCUGACGUCCACCAUGGUGAGGGAGUUUCCGGGCUACUUCUGCUUCUUCGGCGGCUACGAACUCAGCCGCUCCACCUUUGCGCGCUACAUGGGUACCGACAAGGAGGGCAUCGGCAUUCUUCCGCUCAUGUUCAGCGGCGGAUUCGGCGGAGCUUGCCUUUGGCUCUUGAUCUAUCCCAUCGACUGCGUGAAGUCCAGGAUCCAGGUGUACUCCUUAGCCGGGAGGCAAGAAGGCUUCCUGAAGACCUUCACGGGGAUCCUACGCAACGAGGGAUUCAGGGCUCUUUACUCGGGCCUCGCACCCACCAUGAUACGCACCUUCCCGGCCAACGGCGCCCUCUUCUUGGCCUACGAGUUCACUCGAAAGUUCAUGAUGGAGGCAGUGGGCGCCUGAUGUCCGCCGCGGUUUUCCACCGGCAGAACCAGUUUUGUAAUGGUUUUAAGUUUUGUUUCUGGUGUGCCUCCAAACUUCACGAAAAGGGUCGAUUUGUUUCGGGUUUUAUGUGAUGCUUUUAGAAGUGCCAAUACUGUGAAGAGCAAAUGCGCACAAUGUCUUUGAGUACGAAUUAGCAUUUUUUAAAAUGCGUAAGAUUUGGUUGGUCAUGAUUUUGAAUGAAAUCCUGGCGUAAACGCCGCAACUGGGCACAUUUUGAUCAUGCUCCCGCAAGAUCCAGUAGCUUGACCAAAAAUCUGCCUCGAGAAACGGAAUGUCACUCGUAUCUGAAUGCAGCAAUAUUUGUUGUUGUGGCUGGAGUAUGUCGUGAUGUACAAAUGUCAUUCUGGGAGGUGAGUGAAUGAGAGCUACCUCGUUUAGUCGUAGCAAUUUAUACUGUUCCGCGCUAUUUUUGAAUGCCGGGUGUUGAAGUCAAAUAUGAAUCAAAAUGGCAUUAAAUAAUGGAAUCAAA
Hippocampus zosterae (dwarf seahorse) is the source of this 1770-nucleotide messenger RNA. RefSeq names its product solute carrier family 25 member 15a (gene slc25a15a). The record is from RefSeq and is a predicted model, not a curated record. The transcript has 7 exons. Gene Ontology annotation, molecular function: L-ornithine transmembrane transporter activity. Gene Ontology annotation, biological process: mitochondrial L-ornithine transmembrane transport. Bases 360 to 1259 code for a protein of 299 amino acids. NCBI's taxonomy places the organism in Eukaryota, Metazoa, Chordata, Actinopteri, Syngnathiformes, Syngnathidae.